AGCUGCCCAGACAGCUUUAUUGAUGCGAGCGAGAUGAAGGACUAACUAACUAAAUCUGUCCAUCCAUCCAUCCAUCUAUCUAUCCAGAGAGCAGAAUCCAGAAUCCAGAAUCCGAGUCAGUCAUUCGCCGCCGGACCAGCGCGCCGAGUAGAGAGUCUACGAGUGUUUGAGGUGUUAGAUGGGUCAGGAUGCUCCGGACCCGCCGCCGUUAAUCGACACCUUUCAUCGGACCCAUCAUGAAUGAGCCCGCUCCGGCCACGUUGGCCAUUGGGACCCAGGUUUCGGCCAAGUACAAGGGUGCAUUCUGCGAGGCCAAGGUGCGCUCGGUGGUGAAGCAGGUCAAGUGCCGGGUGACGUUCAGCGCGGGCUUGGGCAUCACCACCUUGUCCGACGAGUACGUCCAGGUUAUAAGUCCCGGGGGCAGUUUGGUGGUGGGCGCCACGGUCAAGGCCAAACAUCCCGAUAAGCAAGAGUACAUCGAGGCCGUCAUCAACAAGAUUCAGGAUCAGAGUCAGUACACGGUCGUGUUUGACGAUGGGGAUAUCACGACUCUCCGUCGCAAUGCCCUGUGUAUGAAAAGUGGGAAACAUUACAACGCCAGUGAGUCCUUGGACAAUUUGCCUCUGACCCAUCCCGAGCACUUCAGUACGCCCGUGUCGGGAUCCCGGCGAAAAAAGGGCUGGGCUCGAGGUGGACCCGGACCCGAAUCCGACGAUGAAGGCAGUUCGUCGGGUAGCGAAGAUACGGUCAUUCCGUCCUCGUAUUUGGCCAAUAUCGGUCGCGUGGUUUGGGCUGAGAACACGGAUAAGAAGAGCAAAGCCCGGGAAUCGUGGUUUCCCGCCUUGAUCGUGGCGCCAUCGGCCUCAGGCCAGGGCAAGAUUGACACCAAGGAGGAGUUUCUAAUCCGAUCCUUCAAGGAUGGGCGCUACUACACCGUUUCCAAGAAAGAUACUCAAAAGUUCCAUCGGGACUCGCCACGGAAGAAUGACGUGGCCUCGCUGAAAGAGGCCAUUGAGAAGGCCGUGACUUAUAUCAACAAAGAGGAGCUCCCGCCUUUGUGGGACCGGGAAGUGCUCUUUAAUAUGGGCGAAGAGAGCACCACCGAGUCGUCAGAGACGGAAAGUUUAGCCGAUGAUGAAGAGAACGAGACGCAAGAGGACAAGGACAAAUUAGUGGCCGAAUUGUACAAGCAUAUGGAGGAUCGAGGCUCGCCCAUUAACCGCACCCCCACCAUCGGCAGUAAAGAGCUAGAUUUAUUCAUGCUCUUCAAAGUCGUGUACAAGCUAGGCGGACACACCCGUGUCACGAAUAACAAUAUGUGGCGUCAAGUGGCUUCAAAGUUGGGGUUUGAGACCACCUGGUGCACCAAUCAGGUCCGAGUUCACUACAAACGUUACCUGCUCAGUUUCGAGGAGCUCAACAAGACCUUGGGCUGCACCAUGAUCCAGACCAGUUCCAAGCAGGCCAGCUCUAGAGUUCAAAUCCGAGGCAAACAUCGUUCCGGCGGUUCCAAAUCCGAGUCCAACGCCGAGAACGAGAGUGAUAAAUCGAGUAUUGGUUCGCAAGACGAAACGGCGGGAGGUUUGAUGGUCUCCUUGAGGCGGGAAAACACGCCCAGUCGCGAUAUUAAGACCGAGGAGGACAAGAAAGAACCCACGGCUAAGAAGAGCAAAGUGGACAAGGCCCCCAAUAGCAAAGAGACGGUCAAAUCUGAGAAAAUCAAGAAAGAAGAAGAUCCAACGAGUGGCUCCUUGGCCAAGAAAGGUGAAGAGACCAAAAUGGCCACGCGUCCUCGGCGAGAUUCCACCUCCAGUCUUGCCGCUGCCAUGCAAGUCAAGGCUCAGAAGGACAACAUUGGCGAUGAGAGUCGACGGCCCAUUGUGCGAAUGGAUCGAGAUAAGGAUACCGAGAAUGAGGCUCGUAAGUUGCAAACCAAACCGUCCAGCGGGGGAAAGGCCAAGGAGAUCAAGGAAGAAGAGAAACAUCCUGAAGAGAAGGAAAUGGAUGACGGUGAGGAAGAGGGUGACGACGAGGAAGACCCGGAAGAGGACGGCGGUCCUCCACCUCCAACCCCAACUCCCAAUGUCAAUGAUCCUCCUCCGAAGAAAGGGGAGAAGAAAAAUUCUCGAGACAGCCCCAUAUAUGGCCAAGACCCCGAGGACUCUAAAUCCAGCACGGACAUGAAUAUGACCCCCACGACUGGAAGUUCCAAAUCCAAAGGCGGUCGUAAGAAACUCGUAAAGAAGAAGAAUCCUCAAGACAAACCACCGCCUUUGGACGAUGAGGACGACAUACCCGUGGCCAAUGAGAAACAGGACCUGCUGGAUCAUGUAAAUGUAGAGAUCGGUGAUAAGAUCAAGGUGUACUACCGCCACAACCAAGUGUAUGAAGCCAAGGUGAUCAAAAUCCGCGAGCCCAAGACCGGUGAGAGGUGGCCCAAGUAUUUGGUUCACUACCAAGGUUGGAACGCGCGAUACGAUGAGUGGGUGAAGCGUUCCAAGAUUGCCGAGAAUCUUUCUUGGUCGAAGGAACGCUUGAAAAGCAGCUGGACAAGCCGAGCCCAACCGACCGAAUGUGCCUCUUCUGCGAGUGCCUCAUCGGGAACCUCCAUAGCCAAGCUCAAUGACUCUUCCAACGACUCCACGAGUGCCAAGAAGGAGCUGAGAACAUCGAGGAAAGACGACAAAACGCCCAAGGACAAAGAACCCGUGACAAAUUUGAACAACGGAAAAGAAAAGGCUUCUGGUCGAGGAAGUAGGAAGUUGCCAACUCCCACCACCCCUUCUUCCACGAAGAACGCUAGUGAUUCUCGGGCGAGUACGCCGUCUCAGUCCAGAGGCGGGUCUCGAACCGGAUCGCCCGCCUUGAAGCGACAAUCCAGCCGCAGUUCCAUCAAAAAGGAGUCGGAAGAGAGUGACGAGGAUCCGGAAGGUGAAAACAGUGCCAAUGCGAGAAAGAGUCGGCGACUGAAUUCCAGCCAAAACAGCUCUGAGGGUCGAAGAAGCGGCCGAAAGCGUCCCGCUCAUUUGGCAGGAGGUCCGAAUAAGGAUGAGAGCGAGAACGACGAGAUCGAUGUGGAAAAAGAUGUGACGGAAGCCGCCAAGCCAGAACUGCCAGUUACUCCAUCCAAGCCCAAAAGAACGCGCAAAGGGGGACCUACCACACCCAAACAGCAACCGCAACCGCAGCCCCAGAAUCCAGUGACUCCAGUUCAAGUUCAAGACGAAAGUGACGAAAAAAGCAGUGAUAGUGGGUCUGUGGGAAAUCGUCCAAGUCGAUCCCGGGAUCGGGCUACCACUCGUCAAUUAGCCUCAUCGGGUAAGAGAGAAAGUGGUAAGUCCGGUGGGAAAGCAUCCAAAAGCCGUUCAGAGGAAGACGAAGAAGAGGAUCCGUAUGCCUUCAAAGAACCUGUUCCUCUUGAUGAGUCGCGGAAUGCUGGAACUCCGGGUAAAGCCACCCCUGCCGCCCCAACGAUGCCCUCAACUACUACACCUAGUUCCUCGCCGUCCACGGCUGCGGCAGAAACGGCGCCAUCAUUGGCAGCAUUGGCCAAAAAAGCUGGACUUAAAGAAGCUCCAUCGGAAAUCAAAAGUGAGCCAAAGAAGAAAGGAUCAACAACCAUUGGCUCUGUUAGCACUAGAUCUAAACGAGAAUCGGAUUCCGCUGAGUCCAGUUCGGAUGAGGGUGGAAAGAAGAAUUUGCGGACAUCAAGACAGGGCUCGAGUAAACCUGUUGGUAAAUCAGGACCAAUGGACACGACCAAAUCGACAUCAAGUUCCGAGGAAACCGAAAAAGAGAAGAAGCCAGAUCUGCCACCAACACCCGCCACAACAAUAACAACUACAUCUACAUCAUCAGAAGUAGCGGUAGAGACAACAACUAUCACAAUAAGCACCGUGGCCAAGGUCGACAUUGAGUCCAAUUCUGAGAUCGAAACGUGCAAACCAAAUGCUCAGUCAGAUGAUUCGCCCGAUGUGAAGGCGGAGCCCAAAGAAGAAGAGGAGGAUUUUGACAUGGAUGCGGUCUCGGAAGAUCAAGGUGGUAAGCCAGUGCUGAAUCUCACCAAAAAACAGCAAGAGCUAUUUCCGUUUUUGUCCGCCAUGCGGACCACUCCAAUGUCUGGUGUCCAAAUAUCAGGCGUUCAAAUAUCCGGGUCUUCGCUUGACGGCGGAAGAUCCCCAAGUAAAUCGCCUUCAAAGGAUUGUAAAACCGAUAGUACGGGCUCCGACUAUUCGGAUAGCCGAGAGGACUCUAAAUCGUCCACUACUCAAGCUUCUGGUGCUGAAAGUAGUCCCAGAAGUGCUUCCUCCUCUUCCAAAGCCCAGGCAUCUGGAGCUUCCACACCCGGUCCUCAUCGAAAGCUUAGUACAAAGAAACGGAAAACUCCACGAAAGCCCAAUAGCUCCGAAUUAGUGGCCUCGGAAUCAGAAUCUGAUCUCAACUCCGAGGACGAGAAAUCCAAUCUCGCCAUUAGCCUUAAUCUAUCCUCAACUGCGAGUGGGCGUUCGAGGGGACCAUCGCCAGGCAUUGAAUCGGUUGGUGGGGGCUCUGUGAAUCCAUCCAAAGGACCGAGUGUGAAGGGAUUAUUCGGUGGUGGGGCAGUCCCUCCUCUAACGGGAUCUGCGGUGACCAAGAAGGGUCCUGAGGGUGAAACCUCCUCGGGAGAUCUCGUCGACGAGAAGCCUAACAAAAAGAAAAUCAAGAAAGAGGAACUUCAAGAGGAUCUAGAUUUGGCGUGUGGAGAAACCAUCCCCGGUAGUCCGGUACAUCCGUCCUCCAUUCCGACUGAACCCGUGGUCAAAGCCAGCAAACCCUCUUCGUCUCGCCUCGAAAUGCCUUUCGCAUCUGUGCCAGAAUCCAUUCCCGGACCGUCCGAAGCCGACAACAAAGCGGGCGAUAAGAAAGAACCUGCCAAACCAGCCAAUAAGCCGGCCGAAACCGCCCCUGCCACUACCAACACCACCACCAAUUCGAACACCACCGCUUCCACUUCGACUACGUCCACCAGCAGCAACCCUUCGGCAAAGGCCCCCAACAAGUAUGUGGAGCCCCGUGAAGAUCCACUGGAAUCCUCGAGUGCCUCUCAAUCGCCUUCGGAUUCUCGACCUCCCCCUGAUUCGCCUAAAUCUCCGGCUGAGUCCUCGGAGGUCGACAUGGACAGCCUCAGUGGCCGAAAGGAGCCUGAAAGCGAAGAUUCUCGCUUGGAUAUGGACGGAGGCUCGAUCACGAGUGAGACCAGAAGACCCAAGCGCAAGGCUCCGAGUUCGCCGGCUCACAGCGUCAAAAGGAAACAACGGAAGACCCGUGAAGCCGCGUUACGGGGAAGUCGCUCCGGCCGCGGGAGACAUAGUUCUAGUCGUAUCAUGAGUAGUACCCGUGGAAGUGCCGUUUUAGACGACGAGACUGACGAAUGUGAGGAACCCAAGGAUCCUGCAUUGGCAUCUUUGGGCAAUCUCGACAAUGACGCCCUGACCGCCUUGACCCAAAGGCCGCCUAAAGCAUCCAAGUACAACUUUUUCGUCGAAUUAAAUGCCACGAUGACCUCAAAGGAACGAGUCUCCAAGCUUCAGGAGAGCAUCGACCGUCUCCGGAAGACCUACCUGAAUGUAAAGAGCGAUCUUGCUCAAGUUGAGCGAAGACGGAAGAAGAUGAAGAGGAAGGAGCGGGAAAAGUCGGAGAAGGCCUCCACCGCCAAUAAUGCCAACACAAGUGCAGGAGCCACCGUGGUUGAAGCAAUGGCCUGAAUGAUCUUCCAAGUUUAGGAUUGCUUCCCGGGGAUUCGCUUCAUUUUGCCAUGCAAACAUUUAAAGUGAAUCGUUCCAGUAGCAAUCUCGAGCCAUCCAAUGUGUAACUACAUGGUUUGUUCACCGGUAAUUCAAAUGGCUCAAAACAAACCAUGUACCGAUAGACAAAUAUCGACCCACCGGGCCUCUUACCCUUAAAAGCCAUGGAAAUAACUCAGUAUUUAAGAAUUUGCUCUCCAUCCAAUUAUUAGGUUUAGUUGAUCAAUUUGGGGGGGAGUCGAACCUCCAAGCUAUUAUUUCAUAGAUUGCAAUCAUGUACGUUUGCAAUGUGUCUCGAGAGAGAAAAAGGAUGCUUUCUUUUCCAAAUUCAGUCCUAUGAAAUAAAGCUAAAAACAACGCCCA
Messenger RNA from Tigriopus californicus, 6146 nucleotides. Its product is annotated as AT-rich interactive domain-containing protein 4B-like. NCBI's taxonomy places the organism in Eukaryota, Metazoa, Arthropoda, Copepoda, Harpacticoida, Harpacticidae. The transcript is spliced from 5 exons. The record is from RefSeq and is a predicted model, not a curated record. Gene Ontology annotation, cellular component: nucleus. Gene Ontology annotation, molecular function: transcription cis-regulatory region binding. Bases 237 to 5744 code for a protein of 1835 amino acids. Gene Ontology annotation, biological process: regulation of transcription by RNA polymerase II.